This is a messenger RNA of Amaranthus tricolor (Joseph's coat), 2971 nucleotides long. RefSeq names its product kinesin-like protein KIN-6. Gene Ontology annotation, molecular function: ATP binding; microtubule binding; microtubule motor activity. Gene Ontology annotation, biological process: microtubule-based movement. NCBI's taxonomy places the organism in Eukaryota, Viridiplantae, Streptophyta, Magnoliopsida, Caryophyllales, Amaranthaceae. The record is from RefSeq and is a predicted model, not a curated record.
AUGGAGAUUUCCAGUUUAGAAUGUUUCUGAACUAUCACGAUUCGCCGAAAUCCUCCCCGUCGAGCAAGACCAACGCCAUCGAAAACCCUACCAGUCUCCAAUUUUCCUUUGAACGACAUUUUAUCAAUAGAUAUCGACAGUAAUCAAAGUCCAAAAUAUUUGUCGAUCAAAUCCCCAAAUCAUUCGGAUUCUCUAAAUGUUUUUCUUCGGGUACGACCGAUUCAAGAGGUGUAUGAGAAGCUGAUAAAGCCUAUAGUUGAAGGGUUUCUCAACGGAAGAAGUGGGCUUUUAACUACUUUAGGGCCUAGUGGUUCUGGGAAAACUCACAUAGUUUUUGCAUCUAUCAAAGAACCCGGUUUGGUGCCCCGUGCUCUUCGACACAUUUUUGAUUCUAAUAUAGGAAAAUCGAGGUUCAAUGACCUCUUAACUCGAGCUUUCUUCACCCAAACAAUAUUGAGUAAUCUUCAACAAGAUUGCUCUCUCUCUCUCUCUCUCUCUCUCUUUCUCAUUGGUGGUGUUUACUGUUCCUAUCUCCUUCUACACUUUAGAGCUUCUUGUAGAGAUGAGUUUCAACAAGCUAACACACAUUGUUUUGGGUCUAUAGGACCCUUCUUUACAGACCACAAAAGCUUAGUGGAAUCAUUCCUCAAGUUUCCUGAAACCAAACGUGUUCAAGACGCAAAAUCCAAUGUUCAGACAAAGAAUGCUUGUUCAAGCACAUAUGCUACUCGUUUAGUCACCUGCUUCCCACAUCUAAACAUGGUUGAGCAUACCUGUGCACAACUCUUGUUGCUUGUUCGAGUACUUACCUUUGCCCAUUUGAGGAGCUCACACGAUGUCUCUUUGUUGCUCCCAACUCUACAUAAUGAAGUUGUACUAACUUUUGUUGAUCUUAUUGCUGCUAAAAGAGAAAAGAAAACUGGAAAUAAGAUUUUAAAAGUUAGAUCUGGUGCAGAAGACUACUUUGAUACAUGCUUUCUGCUCAAACAUGCUUCUCCAUACAUGAAAAUCAAGUUUUUUGAAAUCAAAGAAACUUUAAAUGUACCCCGUAGGAAGAGACGUAUUGACAUAAAUGGUAAUGAAAAGAAAAAACGACCAAAGUUGAGUGGUAUUGACGGCAAAAAUGAUGUUUCUAUAACUACUACAGCAUCAGAAAACUUGCAAAAAGGUCAGAAUUGACACAACAAAUAUCUUUUGAGUGGAAGCCAAAGAAAUCAUGUGUCGAGAAUGAGUGAAAAUUCACUUCCCAAAGUUACCUCUAUUGAUUUAAACAUACAAAGGCAGUACUAUGUCAUGCAAGGUUUCAAGGCUCUCUGGGGUGCGUUGAAGCAGUAUAAGGAAAGAGUCAAGGUAAUGCAAUUAGAUAUUGAUAUACUGACGGAGAAUCUUAGAUAUGGACGUGCUCAACAUCUGGCAAUGAAAGAGGAACUACUUUAUCUGAAGUCUCAAGGUUCAUAUCAUAAACAAGUUCUUGGUGUUGUUAGCUGUUCUUCUGGAGGGCCAAAUUCGGAGGAAGUAUGUGUUGGCAAUCCUGAUUUGGAGGAGGAAAGUAGAUCUGCCUCCAUGGAUGAGGAAUUUCCGAAACCUCAGGGGACUGGACCUGCUGAUGUUUCAAAGAUUUGUACAAUCAUUGUUGAUUCUGGUUGCUCUAUGGAAGGCUCAAAUUCUGAGGAUGUGAGUCCUGAUUUGAAGGGGAGAAAUCAAUCUGCAUCCUUGAAAGAUGAAUGUCCGGAGCUUCAGGGCAGUGAACCUCUUGGUGAUUCGAAGGUCCAUGUCGGAGCUGUAACAUCUGUGUCUAAGUGGGGGCUUGCUGUUGAUGAGAGUAUUGACUCUGAUGCAAUCAUGACAAGGUGCUCUGACGACACUAGCUUGGCUUCAACUGAUGUUAAAAUGUCUUUUCCAGAAAGUUUUCAGGCACUGCAGUCAUCGGUGGAAUGCCGAAUUUCACAUGACAUAAGGGAAUAUGAUGGCCAUGAGAAAGAUCAAAUGAAGGAAUGUGAUAAAGAAUUAAAAGGUCCAUUGUCUUCAGAUGCUUUUGACGGUUUCCCUAGGCCACAUGGCAUAGAUCUGAUGGAUCAGAGCGAAAGUUUGGGUUGUGACGUACAAAACAAGAUGGAUAAAGAAAAUGUUGUGCACGGUCCAGGAAGCAAUUUGGACUCUGAGCUGGAAACCAAAGAAACCUUUUACUCUGUAGCUUCAAAAGCUAUUUCAUAUCAUGACAUGGUUAAGGAACAUGGUGCAAUCGGUCCAAGGAGCAGUUUGAACAUAGAGUUGGAAAAGAAGGAAGCUUCUCACUCUAAACCUAUGAAAGCUGAGCGGCCCAAAAGGCGACUUAUGCCAGCUUCAUCAUUAUUGUUGAGGGAUGCUAGGAACCUUGAUGUGACAGACGACAAUUUGAAGUUACAGGCAAGUAGAGGUGGACGGAAGGCGGUUGAAGAUGAAUAUAAAAGAAGCAAGGGUAAUGCUUCUCUUUUACGACUGCUAAAGAACCAUCUUCCUCGAUAGCCAUGGCUCUGUGUUGAACCUUAUUGUAGGGCAAGGGCAAAUGCUUCUCUUUUGCGACCGCUCACGAACUAUCUUCUUUGAUAGCCAUAGCUCAAUCUCGUAGGCUUACAUUGUAAGGCGAGUUUGUAAAAAUGGGAGUCUCCUUACUUGUGCUCCAUCGAUUUUAGUUCACUACUCAACAGUCCACGAUAUAUUACAUUAUUUGUAGGCUAUAUGAUCUAUACCCCUAUCUAACCUAAUUAUGUGCUUGUAUAGACUUGUAAAUUUAUCUUCACAUUGAUGCCUAAUGCAAGAAUCGUUGGCAUUAACCAUGGUACUAUUGUACUGCGUAGGCGCUUACCUAUGUUUUUGUGUGUUUCUUUGGAGCAUAAAUAUUUGAUUAUUUAACAUAUUGUACAACUCUGUUUAAAGAAUAUUACUAUAUCCCUAAAUAGGGUAGUUUAUUUAAUUAAUUGUUAGUUUUAAA